AAAUAUAGAUUAAAAAGUGUAAUUCAUAACAGAAACUGAAAAAAUACACCAAAACAAAGAAACAAACUAAACACAAUUGUUUACUGCGCUCACGCACAACCGACAAAAUAAGCGAUCACAAUCAAUCGUGAACGUUCGUUAUCAUUGUCAAAAAUGAUUUCAAUCUCCAUCCAAUGAACGAUCGUUGUUGUAUUCUCGCGCUCGUUUGUAAUCUGUGUGCGAAAAUUCGUUUGACGAACUUUCGACUGGUAAAAUAUGUAUCGCGUUAAAAUACAAUCGCAAAAUGAGCUCGAGUGAAAAGAUCGUGUUUUUAACAGUCCGCAAUUUUAGCGCACCCUGUGACAAUCUCACAUAAUAUUGUCUAUUAUUGUUUACACCAUUUGAAAUAAUAUGCAUUUUUUUAUUUUUAGGGAAACAUAUGGAAGAUGCCUUAUUCUAGAUGGAAUUAUUCAGUGCACUACACGAGACGAAUUUUCUUAUCAAGAAAUGAUAUCAUUUAUACCACUUUGUUCUCAUCCAAAUCCAGAAAAAGUACUAAUUGUUGGGGGUGGUGAUGGAGGUGUAGCACGUGAAGUUGCAAAACAUCCAAAAGUCAAGGAAAUUCACCAAGUUGAAAUAGACGAUCGUGUCGUGGACUUAUCAAAAAAGUUUCUUCCAGAAAUGGCCAGGGGAUUCGAUAGCCCGAAGUUGAAACUAGUUAUCGGCGAUGGAUUCAAAUACAUGAAAGAUCAUAAAGACGAAUUCGAUGUAAUAAUUACAGAUAGUUCAGAUCCAAUUGGACCAGCGGAAAGUCUUUUCAAAGAGAGCUAUUAUGGCCUAAUGAAAACAGCUUUAAGAGUAGGUGGAAUAGUGUGCUCGCAAGGUGGAAGCUUUUGGCUCGACCCAAGUCAUGUAAAAGAGGUUAUGACCGGUUGCCGAGUUCAUUUCCCUAAUGUAUCUUAUGCUGUUACAUCAAUUCCAUCCUACCCUUGUGGACAUAUUGGUUUUGUAGUUGGGUGCUUAGACCAAAAACUUAAUCUUAAUACUCCUAAACAAUUAUUUUCUUCUAAAGAAAUUGAUGAAAUGGAUUUGAAGUACUACUCAAGUUCCAUUCAUACGGCUUCUUUCAAUCUUCCUAGAUGGGUCCACAAAUACUUUUACGAAUCACAGUAGGCUCCCUGUUUACAUAAAACAAACAUACUUAUAACAACAUUUUAAACGAAAUUAAAUAAAAUAUUGAAUGACAA
Molecule: messenger RNA, 1226 nt
Organism: Musca domestica (house fly)
Lineage: Eukaryota; Metazoa; Arthropoda; Insecta; Diptera; Muscidae
Product: spermidine synthase-like
Exons: 1
Coding region: 391-1152 (253 amino acids)
Biological process (GO): spermidine biosynthetic process
Cellular component (GO): cytosol
Molecular function (GO): spermidine synthase activity
Source: RefSeq, a predicted model, not a curated record